GGGCUGUACAAACCCAGCGUGGUGCACCGCGACCUCAGCAGCCAGAACGUCUUGGUGCGCCAGGACGGCACCUGCGCCAUCGGGGAUUUCGGGCUCGCCAUGGCGCUGCCGCCCCGCGCUCACAGCAGCAGCGGGCAGGGAAUGGCUCACAUCCGCAGGGCGGGCACCCAGCGCUAUUUGGCCCCGGAGAUCCUGGAUGAGAGUCUGGACCUGCGUUCCUGGGGCCGCGCGCUGCUGCAGGCUGAUGUCUACGCCUUGGCGCUGCUGCUCUGGGAGAUCCUGUCACGCUGUCAGACCCUCAGCCCCGGCGUUCCGGUGCCGGAGUUCCGCCUGGCUUAUGAGGCCGAGUUGGGGGGCAGCCCCACAGCAGCGCAGCUCCGGCGUUUGGCGGUGGAGGAGCGGCGGCGCCCAUUGAUCCCCCCAACGUGGCAUCGCACAGCGCAG
Molecule: messenger RNA, 444 nt
Organism: Lagopus leucura (white-tailed ptarmigan)
Lineage: Eukaryota; Metazoa; Chordata; Aves; Galliformes; Phasianidae
Product: anti-Muellerian hormone type-2 receptor-like
Exons: 3
Biological process (GO): cellular response to growth factor stimulus; BMP signaling pathway; protein phosphorylation
Cellular component (GO): plasma membrane; signaling receptor complex
Molecular function (GO): transforming growth factor beta receptor activity; ATP binding
Source: RefSeq, a predicted model, not a curated record